AGACCCAUAAUUAUUUUCUCAAAUUUUAAAUGUUUAAUAUGUAUUUGGAUUAUCGAAAUAUGGAUAAUGCAGAAGAUAUGAGUUGGGUCAAUGUGAGAUGACUUGUAAGUUGUGGGAGUUGAUGAUGUAGUUAUAUACUUGAAGGGUGUGUGUGUGAAUUGGCCUAUAUAAGGAUCAAAAUAUCAGGGAAGAUUAUUUUCUUCCCCCGUACGCCUCUCUCUCUCCCGUUCUCUCCUCUCUCUCGGCUCUCACCUUCUCUCUUCGAUUUCAUCGACCCCGAGUGAGACUUUUGAAAAAUAUCAAGUACUAAAGUUGUUCUACGCGACGAGAGCUUCCUAUCCAUCGAAGAAAAUUCACGAUCGGAGCACUUCGAAGUUUCCUCCAUGUUCGGGCUUGCUUCUAACCCUCGAGGAAGUUCGAGUCGUCACGUGGAUCGAGGAAGCGACGCAUAGUGUGGCAGAGUGUUUACUUUAGUUUGUAAAUUUGUAGGUAAGCACAGCUCUGAGAGGUUUAUCCUUUUGGUUUGUAAACCUAUGUAAGACUUUGGUUUGUUAUCAAUAAAAGUUAACUUUUGCUUCCGCUGUUAUGUUUAGCCCCUUUUGAUCAUCGCUUGCUUAGAUGAUAUUUGAUUUGUGAUUUGGCCUUAGUGAGAAAUCACUGGCAUUUGUCAUGAUUAAGACCUCGAGGGGCGGGUCAGGGUUGUGACAUACCUUGCGCUCAUGAGAUUGCUCCUUACAAGAUGGAAAAUAUCCCUCUACCGAUUGAGUUAAUCUACGACCAUUGGAAGAGGCUUUCUUUGCUUGCACCCCAGAAUGAGGGUUCGAUGGAGGAGACGCUUUUGGCUCACUUUGAUUGUUUUUACAACAAGUUCUUGAAAGAAGAUCAAUUUGAUGUAAAGCUAAAUUAUGUUAAGAAAAUGCAAGAGCUUGCUCAUCCGAAAACCAGUACUCUCCUUGAACCCAAAGUGAAUGCACAACCACGCGGUCGGAAGUCAACGAAAGAAAAAAAUGCAGCCAAAGAACAAAAUUCGAUGCGUAGGGAUCCCUCGGAAUUUGAGCAUGUUAUGGCAUCCCUUCAAACCCCUAAGCCCGUCAAAGAGAAACCGCGGCGUAAUCUGAAAGGGAAAGCAAAAGUUCCAGCACAACUUUUUAUAUGCCCCUUCAUCAAUCAGUUCCCAGAAGCAAUAAGACCUUACAUAGAAUCGGUCAAGGAUGUUGAAGAUGAUGGGAAUUGUGGGUUUCGAGCAGUGUCGGGCUUCAUGAAAGACGAUGUUCAUGAGUGGUUAAUGGUAAGAAGUGAUUUGCUGAAAGAGUUGGAAACACAUUUACACCUUUAUGAACAAGUGGUAGGGGGGACGCAGAGGGCUAGGGAAUCACUUCACAUCUUGGCAUGGUAUGAAAGUCCGGCGCCCCAGGAACAUUGGAUGACAAUGCCAGACAUGGGUCACAUCAUAGCAUCUGCUUAUAAUUGUGUCGUCGUCCAUUUAUCAAAUGUUCAAUGUCUUACGUUCCUCCCCCUCCAAUCGAAGCCUUUACCCUCCAUGAAACGAAAGGUUAUUACUGUCGGGUUUGUUGACGGCGGACACUUUGUACAGGUAUUCCUUAAAAAAGGUUCCCCUCUGCCGCCAAUAGCUUGCAAUUGGAAAAAAUAUCGUAUUUCUAUCGCUAAAAAUUGGGAUGCAGCACAUGUUGCAGCCAUUCAGAAGUUCAACGAAAUCAUCGGCGUUGACGUAGCAACAAAGGAGGUCAUCCAUGUCAAUUAGCCAUUCAGAAGAUUGAGAAACGAUUUAAUGUGGUGUAUUAUAUAAUGUGUUCUAAUGUUAUGAAAAUUAGAUGAUUACGUCUGCUUUUAGUUUUCGGAUCGUCAAUGAAACUCUUAUAUUGUAUUUCUGUUUGAAAACUCAUAGUUGUCAACUCUGUGACAUUGUGUUCAGAAA
Rhododendron vialii is the source of this 1936-nucleotide messenger RNA. RefSeq lists its product as uncharacterized. Lineage: Eukaryota; Viridiplantae; Streptophyta; Magnoliopsida; Ericales; Ericaceae. The record is from RefSeq and is a predicted model, not a curated record. The transcript is spliced from 4 exons. Bases 740 to 1762 code for a protein of 340 amino acids.